AUGCCUUCGGAACAAGGACACCGCCUCUACGUCAAGGGACGUCACCUGAGCUUCCAGCGCUCCAAGCACGCCCUGACUCCCAACACCAGCUUGGUCAAGAUCGAGGGUGUUGAUGACACCAAGUCCGCCAAGUUCUACCUCGGCAAGAAGGUCGCUUUCGUUUACCGUGCUAAGCGUGAGGUCCGCGGCUCCAACAUUCGGGUGAUCUGGGGCAAGGUCACCCGGCCGCACGGCAACUCCGGUGUUGUGCGCGCCAAGUUCCGCAACAACCUCCCCCCCAAGUCCCUCGGCGCUACCGUCCGCGUUAUGCUCUACCCCUCCAACAUCUAA
Molecule: messenger RNA, 330 nt
Organism: Penicillium hordei
Lineage: Eukaryota; Fungi; Ascomycota; Eurotiomycetes; Eurotiales; Aspergillaceae
Product: 60S ribosomal protein eL33
Exons: 5
Coding region: 1-330 (109 amino acids)
Biological process (GO): cytoplasmic translation; ribosomal large subunit biogenesis
Cellular component (GO): cytosolic large ribosomal subunit; ribosome
Molecular function (GO): structural constituent of ribosome
Source: RefSeq, a predicted model, not a curated record